CAGUUCAUCAUGGCAAUUCUUCACAACAUUCUCAGCUUCGGGGCGCUUGUUGUCUCCGUAGCGGCUCAAACAGCAAUCACUGUCAACACCGCUACAACCUACCAAACAAUCGAUGGUUUCGGGUUCUCACAGGCGUUUGGUCGUGCGAAGGAAUUCCAGAAUGCGCCAUCCGCGAUGCAGACACAGGCUCUUGAUUAUCUCUUCAGCACAACAACUGGUGCUGGGUUCUCAAUCAUCCGCAAUAGAAUUGGCUCAGGAGGGUCAGGGGACAGUAUCUUGCCUAAUAACCCGGGAUCGCCAUCUGCAAAUCCGCAAUACACUUGGGACAAUGACGAUAGGGGUCAAGUUUGGUUUACGCAGCAAGCAGUCAAAUACGGGGUGAAGACCAUCUUUGCAGAUGCUUGGAGUGCACCAGGAUUCAUGAAGACCAGUGGCUCCGAAUCCACAGCGGGUUAUCUUUGUGGAAGCACCGGUCACAGUUGUUCUUCGGGCAAUUGGCAGCAAGCUUAUGCCAAUUUCCUCGUCCAAUACGUCAAAUACUAUGCUUCCAUUGGAAUCACCGUCACCCAUCUAGGAUUCUUGAACGAGCCCGACUAUAGACCCAGCUAUUCCCAGAUGCAGAUCAGCAGCAACGCUCAGGAAGCUAUCUCGUUCAUCCCGAUUCUAUACAACACUGUCCAGGCCGCUGGCCUGGCAACCAAACUCACCUGUUGCGAUGCUGUGGGCUGGCAAACCACGGCUACGUACGUGCCUAAUCUAGUCAAUGGUGGCUCGACAAAAUAUCUCAGCGUCAUUACUUCCCAUUCAUACAGUGCCGAUCCCUCAAGCCCACUGACUCAAACUACGUUGCCGAAGUGGAACACAGAAGCAGGCACCGGUGAUGCUUCGGCGUUUGUGACUACCUGGUACAGCAACGGCGGGAUUGGCGACGGAAUGACUUGGGCCACCAAGCUAGCAAACGCCAUAAUCAACUCCCAGCUAUCUGCCUAUCUUUACUGGGAGGGGUUUGAGAACAGGCAGACGCAGUCUGGCUCCCAUCUUGUCGAUACGUUUGACGGAACGACCGCAAAGCCUUCCGGCAUCUUUUGGGCUUUUGCGAUGUGGUCGCGCCAUAUCCGUCCUGGUGCCGUACGGAUCGGAACAUCAGGGUCCGUUUCGUCCACUAUUAUUGGCGCCUUCAAGAACGUAGAUGGCUCCAUUGUUGUCAUCUUCACAAACACUGGCACAUCUGCACAAUCUUCGAAGAUUUCCUUCAACGGUUUCUCGCCCAAGUCGGCUGCUGCAUGGGUCACAAAUCAGAGCAAUACUUUUGCGACCACGGGGGCGACAUUGUCUGGAGGAGCUGUUACUUGCUCUAUCCCAGGAAAGAGUGUAGUGACAGUGAAGCUGACGUAA
Periconia digitata is the source of this 1395-nucleotide messenger RNA. The record is from the annotation of a GenBank genome assembly. NCBI's taxonomy places the organism in Eukaryota, Fungi, Ascomycota, Dothideomycetes, Pleosporales, Periconiaceae.